AUGGGGAUCCCCUCCACCUCCACCACCGAGUCGGCGCUGUCCGGGGGGGGCGGGGAGGGAAGGGGCAGGAAGAGGCACCUGGCCAAGGCUCACCGCGCUGCUGUCCCGUGUCCCGCGCAGCUGGGCCCCGUGAAGAAGGAGCGCUCCUGCCGGCCCUUCAGUCUGUACCAGGCCUCCAGCCCGGCCGGCCCGGAUCGCGGCGGGCACGCCUCUGUGGGCCGCCGCCUGGCCAGCCUGGUCCGGGACCCCCGCCGCGAGACCUACGCCUCCCCCAGCACCCAGACCCGGAGCCUGGAGCCCCCGCCGCCCCCCCCCUCCUCGCCGGCUCCCCCCCUGCCCCCGCGGAUCAGAGCCCCCAACGUGCCCCCGCCUCCUCCGCCCCCGGCCAGCCCCCCCGACGCGCGCUGCGACAGCGUGCCGGGGAGGAGUCCCAGCGCUUUUCGGCUAAGUGUUCCCACCCUGUGGUGA
Messenger RNA from Lepisosteus oculatus (spotted gar), 468 nucleotides. The record is from RefSeq and is a predicted model, not a curated record. NCBI's taxonomy places the organism in Eukaryota, Metazoa, Chordata, Actinopteri, Semionotiformes, Lepisosteidae.